Messenger RNA from Zingiber officinale, 1401 nucleotides. RefSeq lists its product as uncharacterized. The record is from RefSeq and is a predicted model, not a curated record. Gene Ontology annotation, molecular function: hydrolase activity. Bases 97 to 1221 code for a protein of 374 amino acids. Lineage: Eukaryota; Viridiplantae; Streptophyta; Magnoliopsida; Zingiberales; Zingiberaceae. The transcript has 9 exons.
UUCAGCUUCCCUUCCCUUUUCAUCUAUAGAAGGAGGCGGGCAGGGGAAAAUCGGAGGAAGGAAAAGGACGAGGGAGCAGGUAAACGGGAUAUUUAAAUGCUGCGCGCUUGGGCGUUGCGGCCAAACGCCCACUACUCCGCAGCUUCCCCUCUCUUCCUCUUCUUCGCCUCUGCCGCAUCUCCUUCUCCUCCUCUUCCUCCUUCCCCUCCCUCUUCUCUCGCUUCCCCUUUCCCCAAUCGACGCGCCAUGUCGCGCCCCCUUAGGAUCGCAGUCGUCGGUGAUGUGCAUGACCAAUGGGACUUGGAACAAGACUCAAGAGCCCUUGAAUUUCUGCAGGCUGAUUUGGUACUCUUCACAGGUGAUUUUGGUAAUGAGAAUGUUGAACUUGUUAGAAGCAUUUCAAACCUAAAAUUGCCAAAAGCAGUGAUUCUUGGAAACCAUGAUAGUUGGACGACCCAAACAUUUUCAGAGAAGAAGACUAAUCGAGUCUGUCUUCAGUUGGAAUGUUUGGGAGAAGAGCACGUUGGGUACUCUUGCUUGGACUUUCCUACUUUAAAGCUUUGUGUCCUUGGAGGACGACCAUUUUCUAUUGGUGGUGACAAAUUAUUUCGACCAAGGCUUCUUUCAUCCAGUCUGUUCAGAUAUGGAGUCAAUAAUAUGGAAGAAAGUGCAAAGAAAAUCUGUAAAGCUGCUCGUGGGAUCCCUGAGGGGCAUUGUGUUAUUAUUCUUGCGCACAAUGGUCCUACAGGAUUAGGUUCAAAUGCUGAUGACAUAUGUGGUAUAGAUUGGAUUUAUGGAGGCGGUGACCAUGGCGACCCAGAUCUUGCUCGAGCAAUAUCUGACUUGCAAAGAGAUGAGCAAAUUCCCAUCCCUCUGGUUGUUUUUGGUCACAUGCAUAAUACUCUGCGAUAUGGAAAUGGUCUUAGGAAAAUGAUCGUGGUCGCUUCUGAUAACACCAUUUACCUAAAUGGUGCUAUAGUGCCAAGAGUCAAAGACUCGCUGCUGGCUGAUCCGGGAAGCUCGACAGAAGGCCUGACUGAUCCGAGAGGCUCGGCAGAAGGCCACAAUCAGUUACAAACUUCUGGUGUCAGCACCUUGCGUGCGUUCACUGUUGUUGAGAUGCUUGACGGAGAGGUGGAAAAAAUUGCAGAGACCUGGGUUUUAGUAUCUGACAGUAAUGUCGAAAUUGGCCAGGAGACCUUACUGUUUCAGAAACAGUAAUCAUAUUGCUUCUCUGUGGAUGGCAACUCGACCCUUUUACAAAGCCCUGCGUCUCUCAAAGAUGUGGAAUAAUAAAUAGAAAAUAACUAAGUGAACUCAGUUUGUAUGGAUGAUUUGCUAUUUGUAAGACCUUGUUUUUGGUAAAGGUUCAGUGCUGAUUGGUUGCUGAUGUUGGAGGUU